This is a messenger RNA of Punica granatum (pomegranate), 2440 nucleotides long. Lineage: Eukaryota; Viridiplantae; Streptophyta; Magnoliopsida; Myrtales; Lythraceae. The record is from RefSeq and is a predicted model, not a curated record.
UUCUGCUCUCAUCCAGUGAAAUUUUCUUCCGUUCCCUACUCGUCUCAUGAAUGAUCAGCUGAAGGAGAAACGUCUGGCUUGUGUUAAUUCGAUUACAUUUCAGGGCUAUGUGACUUUUAAGUUUCAUUUUUGGGGAUGAAAUCCUUUGGAUUUUAGUCUCUUUUAGAUGAUCAGAUUUUUUAGGAUGAAUCUAAAGUGUGUGUUUGAUAUGAAAUGAAAAGGCUUCGACCUUUACGAAGGCAAUCAGAGAAUUGUUAUUCGACAUUGACUGUCCAUUGAGCCACGAACGUAUUUAGCUGGUUUAAAUCUCAGGGGAUGAUGGAAAAUCUCAGUGAAGACCAGGUUCAUAAUUGCACUAUAAAGCGGAGAGUGAAUUCCAGAAGGUUCAGGGAUAAGGUUUAUGUUGGAUGUGGAGCCGGAUUUGGUGGGGACAGACCACUUGCUGCCCUUAAGUUGCUGCAGAGAGUAUCAGAGCUAAACUACCUUGUACUAGAAUGCCUAGCAGAACGGACACUCGCUGAUCAUUACCAAGAAAUGAUGAAUGGAGGGGAUGGGUUUGAUUCUCGAAUUUCAGAGUGGAUGAGUAUUUUGUUACCUUUGGCAGUGGACAGAGGAGUUUGCAUCAUUACCAACAUGGGUGCUGUUGAUCCGGUUGGCGCACAAGACCGAGUUCUAGAAGUGGCUAAAAGCCUAGGCCUCAGUGUGACAGUUGCAGUGGCUCGUGAAGUUGCUCUUGCGGGCUCAGGGUUGACAUGCGCACACGAGAAAUCAAAUACUGCAGAAAGUGGUAUCAGCACAUAUCUUGGAGCAGCACCUAUUGUUGAAUGCCUCGAGAAGUACCGACCUAAUGUUGUUGUCACUUCACGAAUCGCAGACGCUGCCUUGUUCUUGGGUCCAAUGGUGUAUGAACUGGGUUGGAACUGGGAUGAUUUCAAUCUGUUAGCCCAGGGGACUAUGGCUGGUCACCUUUUAGAAUGUGGUUGUCAACUAACUGGAGGAUACUUCAUGCAUCCUGGUGAUAAGUACCGGGACAUGCCAUUCUCACUUCUUUUAAAUGCGUCGCUUCCCUAUGCUGAAGUCAGUUAUGAUGGGAAAAUUUGUGUGGCGAAGGCAAACGGAAGUGGAGGGGUUCUAAAUAUUAGUACUUGUUCCCAACAGCUUCUUUAUGAGAUUGGGAACCCAGCAGCAUAUGUAACUCCUGAUGUGGUAAUAGAUGUUUGCAGCGUGACUUUUCAAUCAAUAUCUGAUAGUAAAGUCCUGUGUCUUGGAGCAAAACAAGUUGAUGAACCGGUGCCUGGUCAACUUUUGCGAUUGGUCCCACAGGAUGUUGGAUGGAAAGGAUGGGGAGAGAUCUCAUAUGGCGGUUUCAAGUGUGUUAAUCGUGCCAAGGCUGCUGAGUUUCUGGUCAGGUCAUGGAUUGAAGAAGAGUAUCCUGGUCUGAGCGAUCGAGUUUGUUCUUAUAUUGUUGGAGUCAACAGUCUGAAGGCCACCUGCUCGGACAGUCACUUUUCGAGUUGGAAUGACAGUGGAGAUAUUAGGCUGCGAAUGGAUGGGUUAUUCGAAAAGAAGGAACAUGCAGUUCAGUUCAUAAGAGAAUUUACUGCUUUGUACACAAAUGGCCCCGCUGGUGGGGGUGGCAUCAGCACUGGGCACAAAAAAGAGAUUAUUCUCGUCAAAGAGCUGGUCGAACGCGAUUCUGUUCACUGGAGAACCGAAGCAAAGAGUACCAUAUCGCUAAACCCAGAUGAUCAAUCUUUUCAUAGCCGCCUCUCCCAUUCAAAGAUAAAAGAAGAAAGUAUUGGCCAUUAUAUUUCACCAGAAUCGGAUGUUUCUCCUGCUCCAUCCAAUCAGAAGAUUCCACUCUACAGUGUGGCUCACAGCAGAGCAGGGGACAAAGGAAACGACAUAAACUUCUCCAUCAUCCCACACUGCCCAUCGGAUGUUGAGAGGUUGAAAUCUAUUAUAACACCUGAUUGGGUACGGAGAGUCGUUUCCCCACUUCUAUGUACCUCAACUUUUCCCGAUGCAGAGGCCAUAUCUAAGAGGGACAAAUGGGUCAGUGAGCACGUGAGAGUCGAGAUCUAUGAAGUCCCUGGAAUUCAUUCCUUGAACAUUGUUGCCCGAAAUAUCCUCGAUGGUGGUGUCAACUGUUCUCGGAGGAUCGACCGCCAUGGGAAAUCAAUCUCAGAUCUUGUACUGUGCCAGCAAGUCAUCUUGCCUCCGUGACUGAGUUUCGGCUGUAAUUACUUCUACUACAAUUUGCAGCCGCAUAACUUUGUGAGUCGACACUUCAGCAGUGAAUAUGCAGAUGUUGCUCAGAUUAGUUAUCGAUCCAACUGCAGUUUGUUGUUGACAGAAACUCCUUACUUUGCCUGUGACGUUCCUAUUUGGAAAACAGUCUGGACUAAUCCAUGUACAAGGUUGUUCUCUUUUUCCACCA